UUAGCUAAAACGAAGAGACUGAUUUGGGGCAGCAGAAGAAGAAGAAGAAGAAAGGCGGGGAAGGGGAGGAAGCCAAAACAAUGGAAGCAAGCUCCGAGGAGAAAGCGGAAUUUGAAGAAGCGGAGAUAAAGUAUGUGAGCUAUGAAGGAGAGCAUCACCUGCCUCUCAUCAUGAGCUUGGUCGAUCAAGAACUCAAACAGGCUUUUCACAAGGGUAAAUGCGUGGGAACUGUGGUGUGCAAGAUGGGAGAGCAUAGAAAUACUUUCAGGGGCUACAUUGCCAUGUUAGUUGUAAUCAAGCCUUAUCGUGGAAGAGGCAUUGCCACUGAACUUGUUACCAGAUCAAUUAGAAUGAUGAUGGAAUCAGACUAUGAAGAGGUUACACUGGAAGCAGAAGUCACGAAUAAAGGAGCACUGGCACUUUAUGGCCAUCUUGGUUUUAUAAGGGCAAAACGGCUUUUUCACUACUACUUGAAUGGAGUGGAUGUUUUCCGUUUGAAGCUAUUAUUUCCUCGCCAAGAGUUGCACUAUUCUGUACCCGUUAUGACAAACAGAGACGAAGUCAUGAACAUGCUCAUCUGGAUAGCACUUGAAGAAUGUUCAGGUCUUCCAUACUCUGAAGAAAGGAUGAGCUGUUAGAUCUUGGGAUUUAUUGGUGCCCCUGUUUGUGAAUACAUUGGAGUACUUACGAGGACAGAAGAGCCGGACAGUGUCUUUGAGAAUAAUUACAUUUUUUACAUUGAUUGCUUGCAAACUAUGAGAGGGCUUGGUGGCAGAGAGGUAUAGUUAGUCUCUCUAGCAUAGUAUUACAUCUAGCUUUGCAUUUCAAGUCGUUGAGUAUUUAGUUCAGUACAAUAAUGACAGUAAACUACAAGAAGUUGUUCAAAUGCCACCCUUGCAGCAAUGUUAGGUGAUUCUGAUUUAUUAAGUUUACAAUUAUUGUAAUAUCCAUGCAAAGGUCACAUCCAAAGGGGCCCAACCUUUAAUUGUUGUAAUAUCUAAGUUUAUAAUUGUCAGUUCCCUAUUUAAUGGUGAAUUUGAAAUUCAUCUUCUUAUAGCCUUAAAAAUAUAUAGGCAUAGACAGAGUGAAUCUUACCUAAUUUGUGCAUAAUGUGUGCAUUUCAUUCUCUCAACUUUUAUAGCAAAUCAAAUCCAUAUCCAUCUCUCAAAUUCAUCUUUCCGAACAUAGCAUUAUAUUAUUUCACAAAUUAUGAUAAUGCGUGGAGCUCGAGUCAACUUUUUGGGCUCAUGCAUCAUUGAUAUGCUUAGAGGUCUUGUUAUGAUUUAUUUAUAUUUCCCCCUCUUGCAUUACCUGGAAAUUUUGGCUGGAGUUUGGCGUGAUCGGACCCUAUUUUGAUAUUCUUGGUUGUAGGAGCUUAGUUAUGACUAUGGCUGUGCCCUUGAUAGCGUUUAUGGUCCGGAUUGGGAGGUAAAAAGGAUGCCAUGCUACUGUGGAGCAGAAGAUUGCAGAAAGUGCUUUUUCUAGGUGCUGAAUUUUCUGCUCAUUUGUGUCACGCUUUUCAUGGCAAAUUGAGGGCAAUAUAUAGGUUUCCCAUGGUUUUGUAUAUGAUGAGGUGCUGCUGCUUGUUCCUUUUUAUGCCAAUGUUUGUUGCAAGUGUAAAACCUUGUCCCCUACACUAUAUACAGAUUUUAAUAGAUCAUAGCCCAAGGGAAUUGAUGAAAAAGAAAUAGCAACAUUUUGUUGAAGAUCAGUUGUAAUUUAUGCAAUAUUACUGAUAGAUAGAUAGGUACCUAGUUCUGGUUGUAAGACAUUUAUGCAUGGUGCUUUUGCGAUUUGUACAUAUGGGUCAUCUUUUUCCUGCAUUUGCCUUCCUCUAUAAGCUUAUUUUAUUAAGCUUGUAGUGAGACAACAUUUAGAAUGUCUCCUUUUUAUGCUUUAGAAAAUGUAUAUUCCUUGUUAUUGUUGAUUGGAAGGGAAAUUGAUGAUAUGAGAAUGCUAGAUUAUAUUCAUAUACUGCUUGUAAGGGUUUUUUCCCUCCUUGGGUGAGUUAUUUCAUUCAUCCUAAAAGUGAGUGGGAAAUGGCUUCCUCUUCUAAUUCUAAAGUAACUGUGGAAUGUGUUACCCAGCUUACAUUCCAUUUCAGGUUAAUCAAAUUUACAGAAUAAUCUAGUUUCCAUUCCGUUUCAUGUUAAUCCUCCAAUUACAGAAUAGUGCGUACGCUUUAUUUCCCUUUUCAAGCAACCAGAGCUUCGUUCUGUAGAUGAUGGUCAGGC
Molecule: messenger RNA, 2234 nt
Organism: Durio zibethinus
Lineage: Eukaryota; Viridiplantae; Streptophyta; Magnoliopsida; Malvales; Malvaceae
Source: RefSeq, a predicted model, not a curated record